AGUCGCCGUGUUCGUUUUUUUAACCCUCUUGAGGCCUCAAUACUCAGUACUCAGUAAUCAGUGUUUAGUUCUCGUCGAUAUAAUGAAGAAACCUAGGUGGUACGUUGUGGUUGUGGGCUCGGAGCCAGGUAUAUAUACGACAUGGAUAGAAUGUCGCGGGAAAAUCAAACAUUGUCCACGCCAGGCUGUUUAUGAAAGCUUCGACACAUACGAGGAAGCUCUUAGAGCGUACCACGGAGCCUUGCAAAGGGGUGAAGUGGAGGUUGUCCUAGAAAAUGCAGGCGCCGUGUCAGCUUCAGCCACGAGAGUCAAGUACGAGAUGGAUGGUCAUAUCUUCCAGCCAGUGGCUCCGAGCCGAGUGGACAGCGUUACCGGUGCUCGCGCCGUGCAGUCGCGCCAGGCACUGUGGGAUGAUAUGUCCUUACUGCACUCUCCAAGCCAAACGUUGCCACCGUCACCAUCAACAGGGGUGACUCAGUACGUGGACCUGGAAGGCAAUUCUCUCCUUCAACCACCCAGAGGAUUGUCACCACGAGUCGCUGUGGAGGAUACAUCCUACACAUCUUCUUGGGUAAAUGAAGUGUCACCGUUUCUGUCGACAUCACGCCCUGCUCAUAUCAGAAGGGUUGAAGCUUCCCCUACGUCAUCCAUGAUGUCUGCGGAGGAAACAUCAUCCCCUCGAGCUCUACGUCGACAAAGGACUGUUCCUGCAUCGUUCGAGAUGGGAGCGCGAUAUCCCACUCUCGAAGAGAUUCACAAAGGUCAGGGCUUGGAUCCUCGCAUCAUGCUUCCACCUUCGAGGGUAUUUGAUCCGGCAAAUAUAAAACCUCGUCCAGGGGCUAUUUCACCUCGCAGAAAGAACAGUCAGAUGGAUGCAGAACCAACGAACCCUCGUGAUUCUACAACACGAGAUUGUCUGCCAGCCGUCAGUUGUCCAGAAGACGACGGACAGUCCGCUUCCUCUCUUCCACGACGCCGAGUUGCCAACAAAGGGAAGAGUAGAGCACUCGCAGAUGCCGCAGCUGAAGCACUGUCCCUCAUCCGGUCAGUGUUCCCUCCAAUAAUCGACACUCGUUCUCAGAGUAUUCAUACCAUAUUCAAGAAGUCUACUCGGCUGAUAGGCCUGAACGGUGUGGCCUUGUUGUCGUACACUGUCCACCAGGGAACGGCUUGCCGCCACGGGCACUGUGAAAGUGCGUCUGCUUGUGCCGCAGUAAAGAAUGACGGGGUUCAAUCGCGCUACGUUGAUGCUGGAGUUUCUCCCAUUUUACCAAGUGUGAGCUCGGCUCGCGAGACAGCAAACACACGGGGUCCCGUAGCGCGGGUCUCUGAUGCCUCAAGUGGGCAGGAAUUCCAUUCUUUCUUAGGAAUUUCCUGCACCCCUCAACUUCCGCACAGGGGUUAUCCUGUCGACUCGGAUGUUCGUUCUCCAUUUGCACCAGGGACGAGGGUUCCAUCGCGGCUGUCCGAGCUGUCGAUAUUCGGGCGACCA
Suillus paluster is the source of this 1492-nucleotide messenger RNA. RefSeq lists its product as uncharacterized. The annotation marks the transcript as partial. Lineage: Eukaryota; Fungi; Basidiomycota; Agaricomycetes; Boletales; Suillaceae. The record is from RefSeq and is a predicted model, not a curated record. The transcript has 3 exons.